Chlamydomonas reinhardtii is the source of this 3303-nucleotide messenger RNA. RefSeq lists its product as uncharacterized. The record is from RefSeq and is a predicted model, not a curated record. The transcript has 15 exons. Gene Ontology annotation, molecular function: NAD(P)H oxidase H2O2-forming activity; flavin adenine dinucleotide binding; kynurenine 3-monooxygenase activity. Lineage: Eukaryota; Viridiplantae; Chlorophyta; Chlorophyceae; Chlamydomonadales; Chlamydomonadaceae. The coding region runs from base 134 to 1975 and encodes 613 amino acids. Gene Ontology annotation, biological process: NAD+ metabolic process.
UUUAGAUUGCAUAGGAACAGCAGGACAACUCAGCAGUCAGCGAGAUUAUCAAUUACGAUUCCUCAAAUUCGUGUAGCACUGGACGUGGUUUGACCAUACAGACAACACCUUAGUACAGUAGGAGAUCCUAAUUAUGACUUCCAUGGCCCCUGCGGGCCUGGGCCAGCGGCGCGCUUUCCAAUCCACACCCACAUCGCACAUCAGUGCGCCAGCGUUGCGUGGCCUGACGGCAAAGAGCACGACGGAGCUGCCGCAGCUGCUGAGGUCCACGCGCUGCAACGCGCACUCCACAGGGCCUCAACAGUCGACCAUCCACCGGCGGCAUCAGCAGCAUCCGCGCCGCCAGCCCCGCGGCACCGUAAUCACACGCACUUUCGCCGACCCGGUUAUGGAUGCACCCGACGCCGAGGAUGAGGAAGACCGGCCCAAGUGGGACCCCUCCAAGCUGACUGCGGUGGUGGUGGGCGCGGGGCCCACGGGCGCCCUGACAGCGCACUACCUGGCUAUGCGGGGGUACCGCGUGGAGGUGUUUGACAAGGGGCCGCGGCCGCGGGCGGGCGAUGCGGCGUCAGUGCCCCUGGUGCUGAGCAGCCGCGGCGCCAUCGCGUUUGAGGAGCUGGGCCUGACGGCGCAGCGGCGGGUGGGCCCCACCGCCAACGCCCUCAGAGGCGUGUGGGACAUGGUGGGCCGCCAGCUGCGGCCUGUGGACUCCAGCUCGCUGUACCGGCGCACCUACGUCACCGACCGCUCGGGCCUGGCUGCUGACCUGGUGGAGGCUGCGGAGCGCAAGUACCCGGGCCGUGUCAGCUUCCACUUCGAGUCGGAGCUGGUGCGAGCGGAGCUCAAGAACCGGGUGGCUGGCGUUUGCCCCACGUCCGCCGCAACAGCAGCUGCAGCUGCAGCGGCGGCAGCGGCGGCGGGGGCGGCGGGAGCAGGGGCGGCGGCGGCGGCGGCGGGCGGCGCUGACGCGCCGGUGGCUGGGGAGCGGGAGGUGGAGUUCGACCUGCUGGUGGGCGCGGACGGGAGUGACAGCAGCGUGCGGCGGAUAUUGAAGGCCAAGGUGAAGGACUUUGCGGUGGUGCGGCCGGUGGUGGAGGAGGGCGGCUACGUGGGCGUGUGGGGGCUGCCGGCCCGCGGCCUGGCGGCGGAGCCCCUGAUCGGCUUCUACACACACAAGCCGCAGGACUACGUGUACGAGUGGGCGGCGCCUGGCAAGCCGUCCGUACGGCUGUACAUCGACGUGGGCGGCGAGGUUGCGGGCAGCGUGUCUGGUCUGGGUGACGCGGACCUGUCCGGCGGCGCGUCCGGUGUGGCGUCUGGUCUGGUGGCGGCUUACCCGGCCUUCCCGCCUGAGUGGGCGGCGGCCAUUGGGGAGCAGGUCGCCGGCACCCCCGCCGCCCCCGCGCGGCCUCGCCGCUCCGCAGCCAUCCUGCAGUGCUCCCAGUUCUACGGUCCGCGCACAGUGCUGCUCGGGGACGCGGCGCACGGCGUGACGGGCGCCCUGGGCCCCGUGGGGCUGACGGGGCAGGGCGCCAGCGCCGCCAUUGAGAGCGUGCGCACGCUGGCGCUGGUGCUGCGCGGCGCGCAGGACGACAUGGACAAGGUGCCUGAGGUGUACUCCAACGUGCGUGGCGAUGCGGUGAUGGCCAUGCAGAUGAUGGAGUUCAAUGAGCUGAAGAACCAGGCGGACGCGGGCCUGCGCAAGCUCAAGUUCGAGUCGUGGUGGUACGAGUGGAGCUCCAAGAUCACACAGGGCUUCUUCGCACUGGCGGCGGCGGUGGGUAGCUUGCUGGCGGCGCUGGUGCCGGGCCGCUUCAUGAACGCCGGCCAGGUGCUGUCCAAGCUGGAGGACCGGCGCAUCGGCUACAGCGAGGUCAUCCGCAUGCUGCAGGGCUACGCGGCGCCGGUGGUGAUGGCCGUGUUCGGCGGCGUCUUCAUCGGCAUCUUCCUGGCCUUCGCAAGCCGACUGGCAUAAGCUGUGUGGUGCGACGCAUUCGGGGUUGUGGUUGUGUGCUCACGCUGUGUGCUUCUGGUAUAAAUCCGCAACUCGGGACUUGUCUCAAUUUGGACUGGCAAGGCUGAUGGCGAACGGGGAACACCAGGGCCAGGCACGUAGCUCUCCAUUGAACUAGCUGGUUUAAAGGGAGCCAAUUCAUACAAGUUUUGACGGACGGGCAUGUCGGCAUGUCGCCUACCGCCUAGACGCCAGCAAGCUACGGCGCCUAGUACGCAGCUCUGAGGGUGCAGCGAUGUGCCCGGUACCUCGGCAUGACCUGACCUGGCAUGGCAACGACGCAACAGAUUAACGGGUGGUGCAGCGGCCCGCCGCGGGCUCUCUGAGCUUGCUUUAUUCAACGCAGCAAAUGCAGUUUGGCGUGGAUGGGAACAACAUGGAAGUUUGCAUGGUUUGGAUUGGGGUUGACUAGGAGGUCUGUGGGUUGUGGCUGCAUGGAUGCGGACAUGCGGUUGCAACGUAUCAAAAGGAUUGCGGAAGGCCGCUCUCGGCUCGCCGUGCCACGGCCGUGCAGGCGUCUCACUCGGAAUGCUCAUAGCCGGAAAGGGCGGCGGCGCCUGUGUGUGCACCCAUCAUGCCGGUCAUUGGGAUGAUACAUUGAGCCUUUGAAAGCAGAAUGGUACGACGGUAUCUGCCCUGUGUGGUCAUGCCAGGUGCUGUGUCAAGACGAUAUGUACAGCGUGUGUCAGUGAUGACACCAUUCGGGGAUGUGUGUCGGUGUCCUUGACGCCGGUGUCACGGUGUGGAGGGGAGACAGGAGUAGGGUGCCGGCAUAGCCGGCGUCAGGUGACGUGAUGGCGGCGGCGGCUGUGGGCACGGUGAUGGCACGGAUGGGAGACGAGCCAGGAUUGGGUCGGUGGGUCGCGCCCAUAUUGGACUCACGCGACCCACGUACAUCCCGGUCUACUACUCGGGACGCGCCAUGCACGGGGGGUGCGGGAAGUUGAUCACCAUCAAGGAGGCGCUCUCGCGGCCCAGCCGCGGGCCGGUCACGGUGCGGUGCAAGCACUGCCACACGGGCGUCUCGUUCAGCAUUAAGAAGUGGGGCCUGAAGAAGCCAAGAAGGUGAAGGAGGUGAUUGACCUGUGUGGCAGUGAGUAGCGUGCCGGCCAGUGGGUGGCUAUGGUGAAGGGGUGGGGUGAAGGAUUAAAGCUUGCCACCCUGCCUCGAGCUCUGAGAGUCUGAGCAUUCCGGUUUGGGAUGCCGUGGGCCCUGGGCGCGCACUCGCAGCCUCUCAGCAUAGGAACGUGUGAAUGGUGGGGGCAGUUCCGAUGUUCCAUGGUUCCGAU